GACUCAGUGGAAACGUGUGAGAAGUGGGUAAACAGCACGACCCAGCAGCUCGACCUGGCAUUCAAUAUUUUCUUCAUGAUCUACUUCUUUAUCAGGUUCAUAGCAGCGUCGGACAAGUUGAUCUUCCUGGUGGAGUUGUACUCCCUGGUGGACUACUUCACCAUCCCUCCAUCCUUCGUGGCCAUCUACCUCAACAGGAAUUGGUUAGGUUUACGAUUCACGCGAGCUCUGAGGUUGAUGACCAUCCCAGAUGUCCUGCAGUACUUGAACGUCCUCAAAACUUCGAACGGCAUCAGACUGGCUCAGCUCGUCUCCACACUCAUCAGCGUCUGGUUCACAGGAGCCGGAUUCGUUCACUUGGUGGAGAACUCAGGCGACCCAUUCAACGACUUCAAAAACCGGCAGGAACUCUCUUAUUGGGACUGCGUGUACUUCACUCUGGUCACUAUGUCGACAGUUGGCUACGGAGACAUCAGCUGUGUCACUCCAUUCGGCAGGAUAUUCAUGGUCUUCUUCAUAUUAGGAGCGCUUGCGAUGUUUGCAAGUUUCAUUCCAGAGAUAAUGGACAUCAUCGGUACGAGAAGGAAAUACAGUGGCUCCUACAAAAAGGAACAUGGAAAAAGGCACAUUGUAUUGUGUGGCCACAUAACCUUCGAGUCAGUCUCCAACUUCAUGUCCGAUUUUCUGCACAAAGAUCGUGAGGACGUCGACGUCCAGCUGGUCAUCAUGAACAGGAAAGAGCCAGAUUUGGAGUUGGAGGGCUUGGUGAAAAGGCACUUCACUCAGGUCAUCUUUUUCCAGGGGACCGUCAUGGAUGCCAACGACCUCCACCGAGUCAACGUGAAAGAGGCGGACGCAUGUUUGGUCUUGGCCAACAAAUACUGCGAGGACCCUGACGCCGAAGACGCUGCCAACAUAAUGAGGGUCAUCUCCAUCAAGAACUACGACGACGACACCAAGGUCAUCAUCCAGCUGCUUCAAUACCACAACAAGGCUUAUCUGUUGAACAUUCCAAGUUGGGACUGGAAGAGAGGGGACGACGCUGUCUGCCUGGCGGAACUGAAGCUUGGUUUCAUCGCGCAGAGCUGUCUGGCUCCGGGCUUCUCAACACUCAUGGCUAAUUUAUUCACCAUGAGAUCUUAUAAAAUUUCCCUGACAACCCCGCAAUGGCAGAACGAUUACAUGCGAGGGACGGGCAUGGAGAUGUACACGGAAAGUUUAUCUGCUGAUUUCAACGGGUUGUCUUUUCCAGAGGCCGCCCAGUUGUGCUUCACAAAAUUGAAACUGCUGUUGAUCGCCAUCGAGAGCAAGUCAGACUGUGGCAAGGAGAGCUGUCUGUCCAUCAACCCUGGCCCUGAAGUGGUCAUCGACUGCAGCACACAGGGGUUCUUCAUUGCUGAGUCGGCUGACGACGUCAAGAGAGCCUUUUAUUACUGCAAGAUGUGCCAUGGCUCUGUCACUGAUAUCAAACUUAUUAAGAAGUGCCGAUGCAAAGGAAGUAGCAUUCCUUUUCAAAGACUCGGCACGAAGUCACCGACAUCUGGUAGAAGGCAGAGUAGAAUCGGAUCAUUAUCACAACUCAGAAGUUUGACAAUGCCCUCCUCGUCACUACCCCCACCACUGAUACCCAACAUGAAGCACUCCAACAGCACCCACAUGACGUCAGCGUUCCAGGACACCCCCACCACAUCCACUGCCACCUUCAUGUCGACGGCCACCUCGACGAGCAUGAGCCAUCCAGGCAUGCUGAUGAGUCAUCAGGUGGGCGGAGCUUACGUCAACGUGACAACUCCUGAGUUCGAUUCCACCGGAAUGUUUCACUGGUGUCCCGCGCAAUCCAUCGCUUCCUGCAUCAUUGACCGAGAACAAGCAGCGGUAACAAUUUUGAGUUCCCACGUUGUCGUCUGCCUCUUCGCAUCGGCCACCUCUCCCCUGAUUGGCCUGCGCAACCUCAUCAUGCCCCUGAGGGCCAGCAACUUCAAGUACGACGAGCUGAAGCACGUGGUGAUUGUUGGGGACAAGGAGUAUAUUAGGAAGGAGUGGAAGAGUCUUCAAAACUUCCCCAAGAUACUCAUUCUUGACGGCACUCCGUUGAACAGAGCUUCGCUGAGAGCGGUCAACAUCAACUUGUGUGACAUGUGCGUCAUUCUGUCGGCCAGUUCGAAGUCGAACGUUGACGACGGCAGUCUCGUGGACAAGGAAGCUAUCCUCUGCUCCCUGAACAUUAAGGCCAUGUCCUUCGACGAUGCGUUUGGUCUCCUACAGCAAGCCAUCUAUCAGGCGUUCGAUGCUUUUUUGCCUUCCAACCAACCUGGAGACCACGAAAGGAAAGUUGUGCACGGAACAAGCAUCCCCAUGAUUACAGAACUGGGCAACGAUGCAAACGUGCAGUUUUUGGACCAGGACGACGAUGACGACCCCGACACCGAACUUUACAUGACGCAGCCCUUUGCGUGUGGCACUGCCUUUGCCGUCAGUGUUCUCGAUUCUCUGAUGAGCACGACCUACUUCAACGACAACGCCCUGACCUUGAUAAGAACGUUGAUAACUGGAGGAGCUACUCCAGAACUAGAGCAGAUCCUGGCAGAGGGUGUGGGCAUGAGACCUGGAUACCCUCAUGAGAACAUGCAGUCCAUGAGAAGCAGGUGUCGUGUCGCUCAGAUGGCUGUCUAUCAAAGUCCACUCAAUCGAAUACCUGAACUGACGACAUACGGCGACUUGUUCGUCUUUGCACUUCAAACAUACAACAUCCUCAUCAUCGGAUUGUACAGAUUGAAAGAA
Helobdella robusta is the source of this 2781-nucleotide messenger RNA. RefSeq lists its product as hypothetical. NCBI's taxonomy places the organism in Eukaryota, Metazoa, Annelida, Clitellata, Rhynchobdellida, Glossiphoniidae. The transcript is spliced from 20 exons. Gene Ontology annotation, molecular function: large conductance calcium-activated potassium channel activity. Gene Ontology annotation, biological process: transmembrane transport; potassium ion transport. The annotation marks the transcript as partial. Gene Ontology annotation, cellular component: postsynaptic membrane. The record is from RefSeq and is a predicted model, not a curated record.